Molecule: messenger RNA, 1782 nt
Organism: Pseudozyma flocculosa PF-1
Lineage: Eukaryota; Fungi; Basidiomycota; Ustilaginomycetes; Ustilaginales; Ustilaginaceae
Exons: 3
Coding region: 1-1782 (593 amino acids)
Source: RefSeq, a predicted model, not a curated record
AUGCCGUACACGCCGCCCCGCUCCUCUCAGCCCCCGGCGGACUUUGCCCUCAACCUCUCGCCGCCCCCAGGCUCCCCCCACAACCGCACCGAGCUCACCCCAGUCUCGUUCCUCACCCGCGCCGCCCUCAUCGCGCCCAACAAGCUCGCCAUCUCGCACCCGGAGCGCGGCUACCAAUUCACCUACGCUCAGUGGGCCGCCCGCGUCCUCUCCCUCACCUUUGCCAUCCAGUCGGUGCCCGGGUUCAAGGCGGGCGACCGCGUCGCCGUCAUCUGCCCCAAUGCGCCCCUCAUCGCCGACGCCCACUUUGGCAUCCUCGCCGCCGGCGGCAUCAUCACGCCCGUAAACGUGCGCAACACGCCAAAGGAGGUCGAAUACGUCCUCCAGCACUCGGGAUCCACCAUCAUCCUCGUCGAUCACCAGCUCACCCACCUCGUCCCCAGCCCGCCCCCCAGCGGCGUCGCCGUCGUCGUCUCCAACGACUCGGGCGGACAGGAUCCCAACGACCCCUACGAGGCCUUCCUCGACCGCGGCUACCAGGCGUGGCAGGCCGCCGAGGAGGUGCAGCGCAAGCGCGGCCUCGGCCUCUCGAGGUCCGGCUGGAGGCUCAUCACGACGCCCACCAGCGAGGAGCUGCCCUGCGCCCUCUGCUAUACGAGCGGCACCACGGGCAGGCCAAAGGGCGUCAUCACCACCCACCGCGGCAGCUACCUCGCCGCCAUCGCCGGCGCCUUCGAGGCCCAGUUUGCCGCCGACACCGUCUACCUCUGGGUGUUGCCCAUGUUCCACGCCUGCGGCUGGACCUACCCGUGGGGUGUCACGGCCGCCAUGGCCACCCACGUCACCAUCCGCAAGGUCGACAACGACGUCAUCUGGGACGCCCUGCUCAACCACGGCGUCACGCACUACACGGGCGCGCCCACGGUCCAGAUUGGCAUCACCAACCAUCCGAAGGCGCGCAAGCUGGACCGCAUCGUCAAGGUCAGCGUCGCCGCCUCGGCGCCCACGGCCGCGCUGCUGGCCAAGAUGGAGUCGCUCAACCUCCACCCGGUCCACGUCUACGGCGCCACCGAGACCUAUGGCCCGUUCACGCGGCGCUACUCGGAACCCCACUGGGUCGACCUCGACGUCGACGAGAGAGCCCGCCUCAUGGCGCGCCAGGGCCACUCGUUCCUCGUCGCCGACGAGUGCCGCGUCGUGCGCCCCGUCGACCCGAGCCGGCCCGAGCACUCGGAGCUCGUCGACGUCGCCCAGGACGGCAAAGAGGCCGGUGAGAUUGUCAUGCGCGGCAACAUUGCCAUGAAGGAGUACUACAAGGACCCCGCGGCCACGAGCAAGAUUGUCAUCAACGGCUGGCUCCACCUCGGCGACAUUGCCGUCCGGCAUCCGGGCGGCGAGAUCCAGAUCAUGGACCGCGGCAAGGACAUCAUCAUCUCGGGCGGCGAGAACAUUUCGUCGCUGGCCGUCGAGCAGGAGCUGGCGGCGCACCCCGACAUCCUCGAGUGCUGCGUCGUGGCGCGGCCGCACGAAAAGUGGGGCGAGCGCGGCCAGGCCUACAUUGUGCUCAACGCCGAGGGCGCCAAGAAGCACGGCAAGGCGGCGCCGGGCACGCGCGAGCACGAGGCGCUCGUGGCCGACCUCAAGAAGCACUGCAAGUCGCGUAUGAGCGGCUUUGCCGUGCCCGAGUGGUUUGACAUUGUCGACGAGCUGCCAAAGACGAGCACCGGAAAGGUCCAGAAGAAUGUGCUGCGCGCCAAGUUUGCCGCAGCCGCCAAGCUCUGA